This is a messenger RNA of Neoarthrinium moseri, 705 nucleotides long. RefSeq lists its product as uncharacterized. The record is from RefSeq and is a predicted model, not a curated record. NCBI's taxonomy places the organism in Eukaryota, Fungi, Ascomycota, Sordariomycetes, Amphisphaeriales, Apiosporaceae. The transcript has 2 exons. Bases 1 to 705 code for a protein of 234 amino acids.
AUGGCAAUGUUGCUAGAAGAUCAACAUAAGAAUUACGAACUCUUCAGGGAUUUCCUCUCCACCGCGUUGAUCGAGAAGGCCACCCAGCCAGAGCCCAAGGCAAGGCGCAGAGCAAAGUCCAAGAAAGUCACUGAAAGUACGGCGUCCAGACCGACGUCAGAGAACUCGCUCAAGGAUGCAGAGGAUCUUGCAGACUUUGUAGAGUACAUUGCCGCAGAAACCUUCGAAUCUCUCCCUGGCGAGUUGAAGACCCUGGACUACUAUGCCUACUCGAAGGAUGUAGACUUGCAGGACCGAUACGCCCUGCCGUUCACAGGUGCAGAUGUUGGGGCAUUGAUACCGUCACUAGAUCCGUCGAUAACAGAAUCGCUUCAGACCUAUGGUAUCACUCAUGAAGAUAGGCAAGGGAUUGACGAGUUCCUAGCCCCGGUCUUGACGGCUUUCAUGACCUCAAUAUCCAAGCCGCCGCCCGCACCCAGCUCGACAAAGAAGACAGUGACGGCUUUGGUGAAACGCGGCUGGCAUCGAGAAGAGGACUUGCAGAAUGUUGCGUGGUUGUGCGGCGCUUGCCACCGAUUCGUGCAUCACUUCGCCAGCCACGAGGAACUCGCACGGUACUACUAUACAGUUGAUUUACUACUGGAACAGGACGAGAUUGUGCAGUUUGCCAAGUGGGUUGGUCGGCUGAGAUGGAAAGGCCAGUAG